This is a messenger RNA of Plasmodium vivax (malaria parasite P. vivax), 1511 nucleotides long. Its product is annotated as variable surface protein Vir12-related. Bases 174 to 1511 code for a protein of 445 amino acids. NCBI's taxonomy places the organism in Eukaryota, Apicomplexa, Aconoidasida, Haemosporida, Plasmodiidae. The record is from RefSeq and is a predicted model, not a curated record. The transcript is spliced from 3 exons.
AGAUCAAGUUAAUCAAAAAUAUUGUUUAUAGUGACUACAAAUAAAGAGCCUUCUACGUUCUAAGUAUAAACGUAAAUGGCUACAUAAAUACGUAGAUAGAGCAUUAUACGUUUUACCUUUUUAUAUAUCAGUACUUAUACUUUUAAAACGUUUAUAAUUUCUUAAGUACAAAUAUGUUAAAGAAAAAUGGCAAAACCAGCGGCUCCAGCAGUAGUAUCUGCGAUGCGACUGAUUUAAAUCUUCAUACAUUGCAUAAAGAUUUCUUCGUAAUUCCAAAAACACUUAAAACUGAUAGCAACUGUGAUCCACUGGAAAAACAACAAAAAGGUGCCAAAAAUCUUUGCAAUAGUGCUGUCCAUUUUGUAAAAGAAUUAUCUGGAAAACAAGGAACAGAAAAUUAUAGACGUUGCAAAUAUUUGCCCUAUUGGUUGCAUGAUGAAAUAGGAAAACUCUAUAAGGAACACAACAAAAAUAUUGAUAGUAUCCCUUUUAUUAAACCUCUUAUAGAAGCAGUUGAUAAGGCUACAAAAACGAUUACUAAUGAUAAGUGCAAUUCCUUACAUUAUGAUGGUUCUAUUACUUUAGACGAAUGGAAAGCAAGGAAGCUUUUGUAUAUUUAUUUUAAAAAUUUUGAUGAACUUAGCCGUGAAGUCAGUCGCCCUAGUAACGAUAAAUGCAGUAAGCAUAAUAAAUAUCUUAAUAGCAUUAAUUCAUUAUAUAAAACGUAUUACAAGAAGUUACAAUGUAAUGGGUGGUUGAGUUUUGGUCGUGAUUACUUUUAUUGUAGUUCUUUGUAUGACCCUAACAGACUUUUACCUAAAGUAACAUGUAAAGAUCAAUCAACUAGUCGUAGUACUGGUUUUUCAUUUUGGCCUUUUGGGGGGGGGUCGAGUUCAUCGCGUUCAUCAUCUUCAAGCCAGGUAGGUACAAGACAGGCAGUUUCUGCAAGUGUUCCUAAAGGCGGACCAUCAACACCUGUAGCAGGUUCAACAGGUGCCUUAUCCGCACAGGGCGCGAAAUUAAUUGUUGUACAAAUUCCAAAGCCCGUAGACUCAGCAACUGUGGGGCGUCUAGAUGCAGCCGGAACCCUUCUCGGUCAGGAUCUAGUAAAAGAGAGCACGGAAAGAAGAAACAUAAAAGUGCUGAUUAUUAUGAUUAUAAUGAUUAUGGAGAUUAUGAUAAUCAAGAUGAUGAUGAUGAUGGUAAAUAUGCUGAUCAUGGUAAUCGUGAUAAUCGUGAUAAAUAUGGUCGUCGUGAUAAAUACGAUCGUCGUGAUAAAUACGAUCAUCGUGAUAAUCGUAACAAUCGUGAUAAAUACGAUCGUCGUGAUAAUCGUGAUAAAUAUGAUGACAAUGCUGGCUAUGGAGAUUAUGAUAAUUAUGAUGAGUAUGAUGAGUAUGAAGAAGAACUAUCAAGACGCGGACCAGAAAAUUCAUACCGUGACCGCCAAAGGAGGGAAGUACGCAUGUCAUAUCAGCCGAGACGUGACUCUUAUUACUAAUAUGGGCUGA